Messenger RNA from Hibiscus syriacus, 597 nucleotides. Its product is annotated as putative pentatricopeptide repeat-containing protein At1g09680. The record is from RefSeq and is a predicted model, not a curated record. The transcript has 2 exons. Gene Ontology annotation, molecular function: protein binding. NCBI's taxonomy places the organism in Eukaryota, Viridiplantae, Streptophyta, Magnoliopsida, Malvales, Malvaceae. The coding region runs from base 1 to 597 and encodes 198 amino acids.
AUGGAUUCUGAAGAUGUAGCGCAGAUUUUGGUCUCCCCUAUGGCAGGUUCGAUUUCACAUGUCCUGACUGUGUCUUUAACAGCUUUGGCUUUGGGUGAGAGUGAUGAAAUUGAAAAGAAUUGGAGAAUUUUGGGAACUUCUGAUGACGAAAAUGGGAAGGAAUCGGCUAUAGGCAUUGAACAUGAUAUUGCAGCAUAUACCUCUUUCAUCGACUCUUAUUGCAAGGUGGGGCUGUUACAGGAGGAGGUACGCCAGCUCGCGUCCCAAAUAGGGGACAAGGGUACUAGGCCAAUUGUCGAUACUUACACAUUCUUAAUGCAUGCGAUGUAUAAGUCGUCCCGGCCGGAGGGGGCGGCAACUAGGCUUUUGACUGACAUGAUGGAUUACAAUAUUUCUCUAAACAUCUCCCUCUUUAACAUAUUGAUUCAUGCACACUGCAAGGAGGGGAUGAUUUUCAAAGUUAUGAAUAUCAUUGACACAAUGAGAAAGCAAGGGAUUGAGCCUCACGUAGUCGCGUAUAAUAUCCUGAUUGCUUCACUUUGUGAUAAGGGGAUGGUUUCCGAAGCUGAAGGGAUUGUUGACACGAUGGAAAAGUGA